Cottoperca gobio is the source of this 2141-nucleotide messenger RNA. RefSeq names its product intraflagellar transport protein 80 homolog. Gene Ontology annotation, biological process: cilium assembly. Bases 1 to 1632 code for a protein of 543 amino acids. Gene Ontology annotation, cellular component: cilium; centrosome; intraciliary transport particle B. NCBI's taxonomy places the organism in Eukaryota, Metazoa, Chordata, Actinopteri, Perciformes, Bovichtidae. The transcript has 13 exons. The record is from RefSeq and is a predicted model, not a curated record. Gene Ontology annotation, molecular function: protein binding.
AUGGGGUCACGUGUGAAUGGAAGCAGGGAUCAAUAUUCAGAGGAAUCUGUACCGUCAAUUUCCCAACUCAAGCCAUGGUCCUAUGCGUUGGAGAAGCCCAACACAGGCAGUGUGUUCAACUUGGCCUGGUCUGCAGACGGCACCCAGCUGGCCGGGGCCUGCGGCAACGGGCAUGUCAUCUUUGCCCAUGUGGUGGAGCAGCAUUGGGAGUGGAAGAAUUUUGUGAUCACCCUUACCAAGAGGAGGACCAUGCAGGUGAGGAAUGUGAUGAACGAUGCAGUGGACGUACUGGAAUUUCGAGAUCGUGUCAUCAAAACCUCUCUGGCAUAUGGUCACCUGGUCGUGGCCACUUCCCUCCAGUGCUAUGUGUACAACUCAAGAAACUGGAACACUCCCCUCAUCUUUGACCUGAAAGAAGGAACAGUGAGCCUCAUCCUGCAAGCAGAGAAACACCUUCUGCUAGUGGAUGGAGCCGGAUUGUAUACCUUCUCCUACGAGGGCCGAUUGAUAUCGUCCCCCAAGUUCCCCGGUAUGAGAGCUGACAUCCUAAAUGCCCAGGGUGUCUCGCUUAGUAACGACACCAUAGGCAUCCGAGACAAGAGUGAUGAAAAAGUCAUCCUUCUCUUUGACGCCCUGAGCGGGAAAGCCCUUGGCGAUGGCAAGCCUUUGACUCACAAGCUGGAGGUGGUGGAAAUAGCUCUGGACCAGUGUGGCCCAUCCUCUGAAAGGAAGAUUGCCCUGAUAGACAAGAACCGUGACCUUUACUUAACCUCUGUGCGUCGUCUUGGGCGAGAAACCAAAAUCUGCAAAAUUGGUAGCAUGGUUCACAGCAUGGCAUGGAGUGAUGCUGCUAACAUCCUGUGUGGAAUCCAAGACAACCAGUUGACAGUGUGGUACUACCCGAGUGUUGUCUUCACCGACAAGGAACUGCUGCCAAAAACACUGUACAUAAAGGAUGGCAGUGAGUUCAGCCACACUCCCCACAUUCUGAGCUAUGUUGGCACCAAGGUGACGUUGCGCCAAGGAGACGGCUCUCUGGUAUACAGUAGUGUCCCUCCCUACCCAGCCCUCCUGCACGAAUACAGCGCCUCCGCACGCUGGGAGGAUGCUCUGCGUAUUUGCCGCUUCGCCAAGGACCAAUCAUUGUGGGCGUGUCUUGCUGGUAUGGCAAUGACGAAUAGGGAGUUGACUACAGCGGAGAUGGCCUAUGCUGCCAUUGGAGAGUUACCCAGGGUGCAGUACAUCAACUUUAUAAAGGAGCAGCCAUCUAAGGAGUCGUCUUUGGCCCACAUGCUGAUGUUCAGUGGUCAGGUCCAGGAGGCUGAGGCCACACUGUUACAAGCUGGUCUCAUCUACCAGGCCAUACGAGUCAGCAUUGACCUUUUCAACUGGGAGAGGGCACUGGAGCUGGCAGUCAAACACAAGACCCAUGUGGACACCGUGCUGGCCUAUAGAGGAAAGUUCCUACAGACAUUUGGCAGGAAGGAGACCAAUAAGAGAUUCCUGCAGUACGCUGAAGGGGUUGAAGUGGACUGGGAGAAAAUCCAGGCGAAGAUAGAGAUGGAGUUGUCUAAAGAGAGAGAGAAAGCUGCUAACGCCUCUGUGAGGAGCAGCGUGGCAUCUCGACGUUAAUGUUCAGAGGACCUUUCUCGAAACAUCCGCUUUGCAGAUAUGGAUUCCUAUGUGUUGUUGACAGUUGGUGAAAAUGAAGUGGUUUGGCUCGGACUCGGUGUAAUAAAAAAUGUACUGAGAUAAAAUGGUUACCACAAGUACAUUAACUUCCGGUAAAGACAAAAGGGAAUAUGUGAAGAUUAGUUGGCCAUGAAGAAUCUAGACUCUGACUCUUUGUACACGACUUGUGUUAAUGUGGGUGGAUGAUUUGGCUUUUGAUAAGAGUAUCUAUAGUUCUCAGCUGCAACACCAUUAGAGCCUUCCUGUCAAAUCUCAGUGUGUUUCAUAGUUGAUUGUUAAAAUGAACUGGAUAUGCUCAGUCAUGCACAAAUGUAUUGCUUUGUUUUCUGCCAGUGAUGUUUGACUUUGUGUUUUAUAUGAAUAGAUAUUUUUCACAAUUUAUAUAUUUAAACUUUGCCUCGUGUAAACACUAAAAAAAUAAUGUCAGUUAAUAAAACUGCUGGAAACAC